GACCCCUCACGGUUCACAGGGUGCUGCUGUCUGCUGCGCGCCCUGCCCCCGUCGCUGCCGCCGCUCGUGAUGGUGCUCCUCGCGCUGCUCCUCGCCGCCCCGGGCGUGCCCGCCCAGCAGCAGCAACAGCAGCAACGCCAGGUCCUGGCUGACCCUACGUCCUUGACCAGCCUGCACCCGACGGCGAGCUCAGGGUACCCCGGCGCACCUCUGUACACCGCCCCGUACCUGGGCUCUCUCCCCAGCGCGGACGGCUCCAGGUGGUCGGGCCUGGAGGAUCCGCCGUGCUCCGAGGGGCCGCCGCGCGCUGGCCGCGCCCGCCUCCAACCGUACCCGCGGCCGCAUGGGCUGCCCCUGGCCCCGGUGCUGCCGCCGCCGCGUACGGCCCUGGCCGUCGCGCCCUACCCCUACGCCUCCCCGCGCUCCGACGACCUCCUCGAGACCGACAUCUCGGAGGCGGCAGGCAAUCGCAGAGGCUACUACGGCCACGAAGUGGGCUACGGGUCGUACUUCCCCAUCGGCCUGGACCCGCUCACCAUCCUGGCGGGGCUGGCGUUCCUAGCCUUCAUCAUCCAGACACUGUACCUGCUCCUGUACAAGCACUACGGCGUGGGACUCGGCGGCCUGGGCGCCGGCCCUGCCAUCGGGCCGCUGUCCGCCGACCGGCACCAGCGCGACGAGCAGCAGGCCUGGGCCAACACCAUCGCCAGCCGCAUCGACUCGACGGCCAGCGUCUAUGAGGGGCACAGCAACGCGACCGCUGACUCCCGGCCUGGCGCGGGCGUGACGGUGCAGGACGGCGAACAACAGACCGACGACGAGGUCGACGCCGACGCCGCGAGACAGCGUCGGCAGAUGGGGCUCUCUCCACUCGACGCCCUCCUCGGCCUGCUGCGCCGCUCCUGGAGCGCCCCCGCACACAGCUGCGGGCCCAGCUGGCUGUGCAAGCUGGUAUACUUCGCGCGCAUGCUGACGGAGCACUUGCGGAGCCCGGGACGCAACCCGGGAAGGGCGACAACGCUGAAGUAGCGAGCUUCCACCGCGACAGCAAUAACGAACUAUGUAAAAACUGUACAAUAAAUUUAAAUUAUGUUGACAA
This is a messenger RNA of Frankliniella occidentalis (western flower thrips), 1099 nucleotides long. RefSeq lists its product as uncharacterized. The record is from RefSeq and is a predicted model, not a curated record. Bases 70 to 1029 code for a protein of 319 amino acids. The transcript is spliced from 3 exons. Lineage: Eukaryota; Metazoa; Arthropoda; Insecta; Thysanoptera; Thripidae.